AAGACCGUAUAGUUUCAUAUACCCAGACUCAAAAGACCUUUAAAUUUCAACAUUGUAAAAUGCGACUUGAUAAUAAAGAAAAACAACAUGGUAUCUUAUGAAAACACGUGUUGAAAAGAUCGAAUUGUUUGUUUAUAUAUUUUAAAAGUUCAUUUGAGUUUUUGAUUAGUUAAAUCUAGAAUGGAAGUUGAUUUUCCCCGAGGUAAAGUUGACAAAAAGAAGCAACAAAAUGUUCUGAGGAAACCUGUUCGAAGAAAAAGAGAAAAGAACCUGUUUAUGACAGAGAGGUCAAAACCAAAAGCUAAAAAAAGAAAAGUUGCGAAAGGUGAAGAAGAUGACGGAAAGAAACGUAAAAUAGAGGGAUCUGUUGAUGCUCAUGGGGCUGUGAAAAUAGAGCUAUUAAAUAAAAAGGUUGUAUGUCCUGGUAUGCUGUUAUUAGGUUGUAUUAGUGAGAUAAGAGAUUAUAAAUUAAUUAUAUCUCUAGCUAAUAAUAUGAAAGGUGUGGUAUCUAUAACUGAUAUAUCUGAUACAUAUACUAGUAAACUACAACAACUAGCAGAAGGGGAGAUAACUGAGGAUGAGGGUGUUCACAGUUUAAAUGAAAUGUUUAAAGUUGGUAUGCUGGUUUGUUGUAAAGUCUCGGAGACCAGACUAAAAGUGACCAAACAGAUUCUGGAUUUAUCGAUGAAUCCAAAACAUAUCCAUGAAAAUAAAACCGCUAAAUUCUUAAAGAACAAUAUGAUAAUAUGUGGAAGUGUUGUUAGUCAAGAAGAUCAUGGUUAUAUAAUAGAUAUUGGUGUACCUAAUACCAAAGGUUUUCUACUCAAUAAAAAUGCUGAGGAGUAUAUACAAAAGAUGGAUGAUAGUGAAUCAUUAAUGGAAGGACAAGUUUUAUGGUUCUGUGUUAAACUGAAAGCAGAUGAAGAUUUAUCAACAGAUAGCCUACAUACAAUACAUCUUACCAUUUCUCCUACAAAAAUAUCCAAAACUAAGAUAAAUGUUGAUCAACCCAUGACAUUCAAUAAUCUGAUGCCAGGUGUUUGUGCUACUGCAAUCGUUAAAAAGGCCAGUGAAUAUGGAUUAGUUGUUCGUAUAGGGAACAAGAUUUGUGUGAUUCAUCCAACUCAUAUUAAUGGAAACCCAACAGAUUAUAAAGAAGAUCAGGAGGUACCUGUAUCAGUACUUUAUAUACAACCAGAAACUAAAUCUGUGUAUUUAACUACACUACCUCAUCUAUUAAACUAUAAUGGUAUAGUAACAGAUACUAUGUUAGAUAAACUAGCUAUAGGAGAUAUUAUAGAUAAUGCUGUUGUAUGUGAAGCUAAUAAGAAAGGUGUUUAUAUCAAGUUACCUCAUGCUCUCACUGGGCUAGCUCAGAAAGGGAAUUUAUCCGAUUCAAAAGUUCAGAAAAUAGAAGAAGAAUUUCCAAUUGGAUCAAAACACAGAUGUCGAGUUGUUGGAUUUAAUUCUAUAGAUAAUUUUGUUAUGGUUUCAAUGAAACAGAGUAUUAUAGAUGUACCAUAUCAUUUUAUAUAUAAUCUAUUUUAG
Molecule: messenger RNA, 1548 nt
Organism: Patella vulgata (common limpet)
Lineage: Eukaryota; Metazoa; Mollusca; Gastropoda; Patellidae
Product: protein RRP5 homolog
Exons: 13
Coding region: 181-1548 (455 amino acids)
Biological process (GO): rRNA processing
Cellular component (GO): small-subunit processome; nucleolus
Molecular function (GO): RNA binding
Source: RefSeq, a predicted model, not a curated record